AUAUGAACAGUUCAGCGAGGGCUCCAGAAUGUGUGUGUGAGUGGGUGUGUGUGUUGUGGGGAGAAACAGAGGAAGCAGUGUGCUGUGAGCAUGGUUUAGGUAGUGACUGGAGAGCUCCUUAGCAGGAGAAAGGCUUUUGGACAAUAGGUCACACUAGGGGCAACUCUUAGUUAGCGUCUUAGUGUUGGUCAUCUAAAUUCACAUCUUGGUACUCCAUGCUGUGAGCAUUAAUACAAAGAGGGAAGAGAGGCCUGGUUCCAGAAGAUUCCAGGUAUCUUACUUCCUUGUCCGGUGAAGAUGAACACAGUGAGUCACCUGGGUUUGGGCCUUCUAGAUAUGCCUGGGAAUAUGAAGAAUGCAGCAUCGCUGUGCAUGGAGCAUGUGACCCUGUAGGACAUGUGUCCACCAAAGGUUACCAUGGGUUAGUCCCAGCAGGGCAGUUACUUUUGAGAUGGUUGAUGCCGUGUUAAGCUUUGUUUUCAGGGAACAUGCUUGUCAUUGUAGGUAUCUGUGACUCACCAUUGUGAUCAAAAUUAGUUGUAAAUUCUGAUCCUGCCACUGUCACUGUUGAUUUGCUUAACCUUGCCUGAGUCUAGUCUCUCUGGGCUUUAUUUCCUCAUCUGUCUCUGACAUCCUUUCCAAUUGGAAUUUGUAAAGAUUCAUUGAAGUGAGCAAGGAAGGAGGAGCCUCAGCCUGUAGGAGCUUUUCUUUUUUAAAGAAAAAAGUCAACCCUUAGGUUUUAUAGAUGCUCAGAAUAUGUUCCUGGGGGAAAACGCUGAAAGGUUUGCUCUGGACCCUCCUGGGCCUGGAGAGGUCUCUGGAGAAAAGCUUGAGGCAGAAUGAGAAGCAGCAGAAGCUAUGGAUGGCAACACGGAGGACAAUGCACCCCACAGGAGAAUUGAGACCCUGGAGCUGAGGGAGCAUCAUGGCAGUGUUUCUGGAGGCCAAGGAUGCCCAUUCGGUCCUGAAACGAUUCCCUCGUGCCAAUGAGUUCCUGGAGGAGCUGCGCCAGGGCACCAUCGAGCGAGAGUGCAUGGAGGAGAUCUGCAGCUACGAGGAGGUCAAAGAAGUGUUUGAGAACAAAGAGAAAACGAUGGAGUUCUGGAAGGGGUACCCAAAUGCAGUCUACUCAGUCCGAGACCCCUCACAGAGCUCAGAUGCCAUGUACGUGGUGGUACCUCUUCUGGGGGUGGCAUUGCUGAUUGUUAUCGCCUUGUUCAUCAUCUGGAGGUGCCAGCUGCAGAAAGCGACCCGUCACCACCCCUCCUAUGCUCAGAACCGGUACCUAGCCAGUCGUGCUGGGCACAGCCUCCCCAGGGUCAUGGUGUACCGGGGUACUGUACACAGCCAAGGGGAGCCUUCUGGGCACCGAGAGGCAGGGAGCAGCCCCCAGGUGGUGCUGGGGCCCAGUCGGGGGGGCAGGACCACAGUCCGGCUUGAGAGCACCCUCUACCUACCUGAGCUCUCUCUCUCCAGACUGUCCAGCGCCACCCCUCCCCCCUCCUAUGAGGAGGUAACUGCACCCCAAGACAGCAGCAGUGAGGAGGCCAGCGUGUCUUACAGCGACCCACCCCCUAAGUACGAGGAGAUAGUCGCCACCAACCCUGGCACUGACAAAUAGUGGGACGUUUGUGCCCUGUCCUGGAUGAAUGCCUGUUUCUGAGGUCUCCUAUUUUCUUUUUAACUUUUUAAAGACUGUGCCACCACAAAACAGCCUUAGCCUCCUUGUUGCCAAAUAAUUCCCUAAUCGCGAAGUUUAGGAAGUCAGUUGUCAGAGACAGGUGGGGAGGGGGAGUAGGAACCAUGCAUGAGUCAAAGUCCCCAGGAAGAGCCAAAGGCCAAAGUGCCCAACUCUUUGGGAUGCCCCCCAAGCCUCCAUCAUCCUGUCUUCCCAUCAGGAACUGGCUUCUCUUAUGCCAAAGGAAUCACCUCAUUGAGUUGAUUGUGGCCAGAAUGUUCACAGGCCCAGCCUGGGGGCUGUGGGGCUGGCUGGAAGCCUGUCUAUGUCUGGAGCUCUGGGUCACAGAUGUAAGGGAGGGAAGCCAGCCUUUCAGCACCCCUUUCCCUCCACAGUUCUGUAUUUUCUGUCCUUGCUUACAUUUAGAGGACAGGGACAAGGACUGAGUGAAAACAAAAUGAAAAAAAUUAUGACAAAUAAAUAAGGAAUGCAAUAGAA
Molecule: messenger RNA, 2176 nt
Organism: Saimiri boliviensis boliviensis (Bolivian squirrel monkey)
Lineage: Eukaryota; Metazoa; Chordata; Mammalia; Primates; Cebidae
Source: RefSeq, a predicted model, not a curated record